UCAGCCCGCGGGUGCGUGUUAUCAUUGGACAGGAACACCGGAGGACCUAGUCGCGUCGACAUCGCGAACAACAGUGGCUAUCCUCGAAGCGUCGGCGCCAGCGGUGACUCGGACCCAGCGCCAGUGGAGUCACGACCCUCCGCGCCCGAGCCCAGCAAAGUGCUCCUCGUGCACGGGCUGGACCGCGUGCCCGUCAACUGCGACCGGGUGUUCAACCUGUUCUGCCUGUACGGGAACGUGACGACGGUGAAAAUCCUGAGGGACGACAAGGUGCUCGUCGAGCUGGAGGACGCGGAAGCCGCCAGACGGUGCGUGUCCAAUUUGCACAUGCUCCAGCUGGACGACGAGGUCAACAUGAAAGUCAAGUAUUCCAAGCAUAAUUUUAUCCACGAUCAAGUCAAUUUUAACAAACUGGCUGACGGUACGCCUGCUCAAAAAGUUUACUUGUCGAGCACAUUGAACAGAUUUAUCCCAAACGUAUUGAGUCCGGACAAACGUCGUAUCGCAGCACCGUCCAAAAUUUUACAUUUUUUUAACGCGCCGACCGAUGUUUGCGGCAUAGCAGUUCACAGAGCCGUAUCGGACGCCCUUUGUCGUACGGACGCAAUACGUUCCAUAACUAUCCUCCCCAAAAAACCGAAAGCCAAGUGUUCGACGGGUUUGAUCGAAUUGAAGAGUAUGGCGCUGGCGGCCAGGACCGUAUUACUGUCGAACCACAUGACGAUUGAAUCGACAGUGUCCAGAUUUCCGUUUUUGACGAAACUAUGUUUUUCGAAAUGGUCCGAGAUCGAGGAGAAACCGGGUGACUUGGCGACGUUGCGGUUCUGCUCGGUGCCACGCACACCGUGGCUGCUGCACAAGUCCGAACACGGAGUACCGACGACGGAGUUUCCGAUUUCGUGCACGACCGUGGUGAACGGCGGUGGUGGCGGUGACUGUGCGUGGACCUUGUGGGUGCUGAGCGGCGCGCAGAAGCAGUGGCCGCAACAGGAGCGGGAGAGGAAGGAACCGGAACCGGAAACGGAGCGGGAGCAGCAGACCCCGCCGCCGACGCCGGCGGAGGAGGAGGAGGAGUCGUCGGAGUCGGCGGUCGGGACGGACGCAGAAAUCGUCCGCGACCAGCCGCACGCUUGCACGUCGGACCCGUUGGACCGCCGCGAACCGACUGUCGCCGACGACGACUCGGUGGUCAUGGACCUCAUCGGCAUGUUGAGGAACUGCCUGUGCGACAUCAGCAACGACCGUGGAGAUGUCUUGUGCGGUGCGGCGGCGAUGCGGACCGAACGCGAUAACGAUGACGUCGCCGCCGCUGCUGCCGCCGACGAAGCGAGUCAAACGGGCCCGCUGGGUGAUGCUUAAGGAAGGCGUCCGACAGGAUAUUUUCGACGUCCCGACGAACUGUUUUUAUCACACACUAUAAUUUUUCCGCUAUUUUUUUUUAUCCAGAGGACGCGACUUCAAACUCUAUACAACCGCGAACCCGGGCACGCCCCGUAAAAAAUAACUCGCUCCAACACGAUGUGGUAACAUUAUAAAAUAAUUACUAAAUAUUAUAUAGUUAUUAUCUAGUACUGAUAUAAUAUCAUGACAUAAUAUUAUUGUCGCACCCUAUUCAUGGAAAAUCUACCGACAGAGAUGUCUUAUUUGGACGGUGACCGGCAACUGCAAAUAGUGUACUGCAACCUGUCGAUCUUGCGAAAAAAAACAGCACACCGCCCACACAGUUAUUUUACACUUUUACGUUAGCCUCGUCAUCAAGCACACGUCAUUCGUCCUGAGCC
This is a messenger RNA of Metopolophium dirhodum (rose-grain aphid), 1781 nucleotides long. RefSeq lists its product as uncharacterized. Lineage: Eukaryota; Metazoa; Arthropoda; Insecta; Hemiptera; Aphididae. The record is from RefSeq and is a predicted model, not a curated record. Gene Ontology annotation, biological process: regulation of RNA splicing. The annotation marks the transcript as partial. Gene Ontology annotation, cellular component: nucleus. Gene Ontology annotation, molecular function: mRNA binding. The transcript is spliced from 5 exons.